AUGCGACAGAUUGGAAUGAAAGAUUUAAGGUAUAAAGUAUGGAUAACCAAAAUAGAUUGCUCAUUGAUAUAAGAUGAUGAAAGUGGUAAAGAUGGUAGUGGUAAAGGUAGUAGUAGUGGUGGUGAUGAUUGUGAUAGAGGUGAUAGAGGUGAUAGGGGUGAAAAUAAUGAUAUUACGGUCAUCGUUGACCAGCAUCGUCGUUCGUCCGGCUUGUCGCUUACAAGCCUUUAUAUCACAGUUGUAGUAGUCGUAAAUAUUGUUUGUGUCACACAGUUAAGAUAG
Molecule: messenger RNA, 282 nt
Organism: Acanthocheilonema viteae
Lineage: Eukaryota; Metazoa; Nematoda; Chromadorea; Rhabditida; Onchocercidae
Source: the annotation of a GenBank genome assembly